GCGCAGCCGCUGCGGGCAGCCCCGGCCCGGCCCGGGCCUGCGCUUGCGCGGCGGCGGCGGCGGCGGCGGGAUGGCGCUGGAGACCGUUCCCAAGGACCUGCGGCACCUCCGGGCCUGCCUGCUCUGCUCCCUCGUCAAGACCAUCGACCAGUUCGAGUACGACGGCUGCGACAACUGCGAUGCCUACCUGCAGAUGAAGGGCAACCGCGAGAUGGUCUACGACUGCACCAGCUCCUCCUUCGACGGGAUCAUUGCGAUGAUGAGCCCGGAGGACAGCUGGGUCUCCAAGUGGCAGCGCAUCAGUAACUUCAAGCCGGGUGUAUAUGCAGUGUCCGUGACUGGCCGCCUGCCCCAAGGGAUCGUCCGAGAGCUGAAGAGCCGUGGUGUGGCUUACAAGUCCCGAGACACAGCUAUAAAAACCUAAGGGGCUCUUGUGCUGCGUGGAGGAUUCCCUGGUGCUCCACUGGGCUGUUUGGAGGCUGGCACGUGGGGCGCUGUUCUGAAACCUUUUAGUUGUAGUAUGUGGGAAAAUGAGCCUGGACUCAGAGGGAGCUUGCUGGCUCAGCUUUUCUCGCUCAGUACCUAUGGACUCAGUCACACUGCUGUCUGACGACAAAGACCAUAAAAAUCUGUUAGAUCCUUGACAGAGACUGGGAAAGAGGUGUUCAGUGGUGAUGCACAAACAUUUUAUAGUUAGCAUGGGUAAGAGGAGAGCUGGGACACGUCUGUAAAUAUUUCAAUAAAACAUGGUGCCUGGUCAGAA
Molecule: messenger RNA, 763 nt
Organism: Cygnus atratus (black swan)
Lineage: Eukaryota; Metazoa; Chordata; Aves; Anseriformes; Anatidae
Gene: SUPT4H1
Product: SPT4 homolog, DSIF elongation factor subunit
Exons: 5
Coding region: 71-424 (117 amino acids)
Biological process (GO): regulation of transcription elongation by RNA polymerase II; positive regulation of DNA-templated transcription, elongation; mRNA processing
Cellular component (GO): nucleus; DSIF complex
Molecular function (GO): zinc ion binding; RNA polymerase II complex binding
Source: RefSeq, a predicted model, not a curated record